Molecule: messenger RNA, 1320 nt
Organism: Rhagoletis zephyria (snowberry fruit fly)
Lineage: Eukaryota; Metazoa; Arthropoda; Insecta; Diptera; Tephritidae
Source: RefSeq, a predicted model, not a curated record
AUGGUUUUCAACUUAGGCCGCCAUCGAACUCAGACUUCCCAUCCCGAAGAGUUGAUCAAGUUCUGUGAACAGGAGUACAAAUGGAGCAAAUCGUUCAUCUCCGUCUCGGCGCUGAAGCCCUCGGCCUUUCACCUGACCACCGUCCUUCAGGACCUGAGCGAGGACAACAAAAAGGUGCAGAUAUUUCGGGCAAAUCACUUGCUCACCAACCACACCGUAGUGCUCAAGCUAAUCGACCUAGACGAGGAGGAGUUGCUCGACUACGUGAGCUUCGAGAUCAACACCAUUCGUCAGUUGCACCACCCCAACCUGCUGCCACUUCUCUCGUCGUUUGUCAUUGAGCGGCACCUCUGGAAUGUGAUCACCUCCGCCGAGUACGGCUCCGUGGACAUCUGGUCAAGGCCGAAUGGCAUUUCCGAGCUGGCAAUUGCAAUCAUCGUCCGGGAUGUCCUCUUUGCACUUGACUACCUUCACAAGCGAGGCAUCAUUCAUCGUGCCGUUUGCGGUCCGCACAUUCUCAUCAACUCCAACGGCCACUGCAUGCUCACUGGCCUCAAGUAUUCUACCUCAGUACUAAAGGACGGUCGGUGGCACAACACCAUCCACGAGUUUCCCCAGAACGCCCUCAAGAUCAUGAACUACUUUGCGCCAGAGAUUCUGCAGCAGAACAUCACCGGCUACAACUCAAAGUCGGACAUCUACAGCCUGGGAAUCGUCUGCUGCGAGAUGGCCAACGGAUGUGUGCCCUUCGAGGACAUUCAGCUAACGGAGAUGUUACUCGACAAGCUUACCGGCAACUAUCCCAAGCCGCUCGAUGCUACGUGCGAAGAAAUAAUAAACUUUCCAACCGACGUUGAAGAUCUCACUCCUGAUGCACUUUAUUUCAAGGAGCAGGAUAUUGAUGAAUUUCGCGACUGCUUCUACCUGAAGACGCAGCCCAACAGUGGCCACAUCACCUCGGUGGAAGAGUUGAAGACGAUAAUGCGCUCACUCGGCCAGAGCCCCACCGAUGACGAGCUGGAGAAGUAUUUCAAGGAGAAAAAUGGCAAGAUAUCAUUUGCGGAUCUGCUCGAUGUAAUGCACACGCACUCGGUGAAGGAGAAGAUACCACAGGAAAUUCUAGACGCCUUUGUAGCCACCGAUUGGGCGCGCAGUGGACAGAUGAUGACCCGAGAUCUCAAGCACAUUCUCUGCGGCUGGGGAGAGAAGCUCAUUCCGAAGGAGUUUGAACAGCUGCUCAAAGAAGCCAACAUUUCCGGGCCGUACUUCAAGUACGAAGAUUUCGUCAAAAUCAUCAGUGCACCCAUUCCAGACUACUGA